Messenger RNA from Ilyonectria robusta, 2484 nucleotides. RefSeq names its product Six-hairpin glycosidase-like protein. The record is from RefSeq and is a predicted model, not a curated record. The transcript is spliced from 2 exons. Gene Ontology annotation, biological process: carbohydrate metabolic process. NCBI's taxonomy places the organism in Eukaryota, Fungi, Ascomycota, Sordariomycetes, Hypocreales, Nectriaceae. Bases 1 to 2466 code for a protein of 821 amino acids.
AUGGAUCCUUCACUUCUAGACACGCAGUGGAUAUGGCAUCCACAUUGGGUUGACCAUGGCAAAGGCUCAGCGGGAGGGUUUGUCCACUUCCGCAAGUCCAUCAUUCUCCAAGACAUGCCCAGUUCGCCCCUCAAGAUCCAGAUCACGGCCGACACAAAGUACAAACUCUACAUCAACAGCCGAUUUAUCCACAAUGGGCCCGUCAAAGGCGACGAGCACCUUUGGUUCUACGACGAGCUCGACAUCCAGCCCUUUUUGAGGCUGGGCGCCAACCACAUUGCCAUCCAUGUCUUGCGGCUGUACCAUGCUACGCCGUACGCAACUAGCUUCCCGAGGAUGGAGAUUCCGGGUCUUUUUGUUCGGACGCCCGAUGUGCUUGAACGGCGCGCUUUUGGUGUCCAGAGCGACGACACCUGGGAGACGGCCUUUGACCCGACGCGGAAGCUGCGGGUUGAUCAAAAGGAGGAUGAUUUCCUGCACGUCUACGAGGAUGUCAACAUGGAUCACAAUGAAAGGCUCGAUUGGAUGGCGGCUCAGUGCCUGGACCUCCCCAAGUCUCAUGGAAUCAGCCCGCCGUGGGUUCUAUCGCCUCGAUUAAUCCCGCCCUCCAAGAUCACACCUGUGGGAUUCAAGGCCAUCCACAACAUUCGAAGCGCUGUUUCCAAGGAUACCUGGGAUGAUAUUUUAACGAAGACAAGGGACGGUCAGUCCAUUGCAGCACUUCGUUUACCUGCAGGGACCUCGCAUCACCUGGAGCUCGAGGCCAACCACCACUUGACGGCACUGCUUCGCUUCCGGUUUCAGCGGCCCAAGACGGCGGGGAGCGUGUUGCGAAUAACAUAUUCAGAGUGUUACGAGGACGCUCCUGAGUUUGUCCCGUACGUCCGAUGCAAAGGUGACCGCAGUGACUCAAGCAAAAAACUCUAUGGACCCCAAGACCAAUAUUUGUUUGGAGGGCACACUGGAGCUGAGUCUGCUGCCAGCCUCAAAUACGCCUCGAAUCCUUUGAAUGAGGAGGUUUUCUCUCCCUUUCACUUCCGCACGCUCCGAUACAUGGCCCUGGACAUUGAAGUGGAUGAGAGAAGCGACCUGGUCCUGGAUGGAAUUGACUUGGACAUGACACAUUAUCCUCUCACCGUCCUUGGGGGUUUUAAUGUCCCCGAAGUUCAAGAGAACGCAAGCUACCCGGCAAUGUGGGACAUAAGUAGCCGCACACUCAUCAACUGUAUGCACGACUGCUACGAGGACUGCCCAUUCUACGAACAGCUUCAGUACGCCAUGGACGUCAGAAGUUCCUGUUUGUUUACCUACUACGUAUCCGGGGACGACCGCAUGGCCCGCCAGGCAAUCAUUCAGCUGCACAACUCCUACCGUCCGGGCGUGGGCCUCAUCGCGAGCCGAAGCCCGUCUUAUCAGCUCCAGAUAAUUCCCAACUUUUCGCUCUUCUGGAUCUGUACGGUCGUGGACCACUUUGAGCACUUUGGGGACACCGGCUUUACACGCCAAUUCCUGCCCGUGUGCGAUGGAAUCCUCGAAUCGUUUUUGAGACGGAUGGACCCUAAUGUCGGCCUCAUUUCGUCCAAGAAGCAGGCGUUGGCAACGUUCUGGGACUUUGUUGACUGGACGAAGGAGUGGAAGCCUAUGGGCAUUCCACCAGCUGGCGAAGGCUCUGGCUUUCAGACCUACACGAACAUGCUAUAUGCGUACACCCUCCAACAAUUGGCUGGCAUUCUAGGAGCACUCGGCAGGCCUGCUCUCGUAGACGAGUACAGGUCACGAGCGGACGCGGUUGUCGGGGCUAUCAACAGCCACUGUCGGAUCGGCCAGUUCUAUACUGACGGACUGGCGUCUUAUUCCACGCCAGAUCAACCUCUCAGCCAGCACAGCCAGAUCUGGGCGGUCCUCUGUGGAGCGAUGAACGGCAAGACAGCCCGAGACGCGCUCACAGCCUGCAUGGCCCAGUCCAGAGACUUCAUCAAACCCUCGUUUGCAAUGUCCUUUUACGCGCUCCGGGCUCUCUCGGCGGUCGGCGAAACCGUCUACGACGACGCCUUUCACGCCAUCUGGCAGCCGUGGAGGGCCCAGCUGUCUCAGAACCUCACCACGUGGUGCGAAGAUGAUGUGACGCGACGAUCGGAUUGCCACGCGUGGAGCUGCGUGCCCUUGUACGAGUUCACGGCCGAAGUGGCCGGGAUUCGACCGGCCGAACCUGGCUGGGCCGUCGUCGCGUUCAAGCCUCGCACGAGGCUAUUCCCAACCUUCAGCGGCAGGGUUCCCCUCGGCGGAAAGCUAGCGCCCGGCGUGGCGCAUGUCAGCUGGCACCGCGAGGAGGGAAGCUCCAAAAUAUCGGUGUCGGUCGAGCUGCAUCACGUCCCAGAGGAGGAGGAGGCGGUAGAGAUACGGGUGACAUUUCCUGAUGGGCAUGUGGAGCAGCACGAUGGUCCGUCUUUGCAUGUGGUUUUUUAAAUAAAGUCAAAGUUGUAG